AUGGCUCCUCUCUUCUCGAAGCGACUAAGCUGCUUCUAUUGCGGUCGUCGCUCUGCACAGCCUGGAAAAGGCCCUCUCCGAAAAUGGCAAUGUAAACACUGUGAGGCCGUCAACUAUCUCGACGAAAAUGGAGAUAUAACAGAUCCUCCUGCCACCGAAACGAAUCCAGAUCCGCCUACACCCGGCCCAACAAAAUCUUCUCUUGAAUCCGUUGACAUAGGUUUGACGGGCUCGGACUUGUUUUGUGCCCAUGCUUUGGCAUCCUACUUCCCGCCCUCAGACGAUCCGAAUUAUAGCGCAUACGAAAGGGAAUAUCCCAAAUUCCGAAAAAAUCUAGAAGAGCGGUAUCCUCAAGUGUGCGAUCAAUGUGAACCUCGUGUGAAGGCGCGCAUCCGCCAGGCCGGAUACGAAGCAAAGUCAGACCAUCUGCGGCGAAUGAUGGACAGGAGUAAAGCAGGAAAAGCAGCGCGCAAAGCGCGACAAUGGAACUGGAGGAGUCUUUUGGUGUUUGCCGGUGCUAUCUGUUACUGGGCUAGCAUUGCAGGUCAACUUGCCUGGGACUUGACCAAUGCACUGCCUGUCGAAAAAUCAUUACGAGACUCGGAUGGUUUCUCAAUGUCGCAUGUGGUCGUUCCACGCAUUAGACAAGUCCUCCAAACGCUUCAUCUACCAUCUGAUGGUCCUGUGGACUUGGGACCCUAUGCAGGCUUGUCUCUUGUGGCCGGCAUAUUUUCGCUGUGGUAUAACCCGAAGCUGCGCUUAAAGGUUGAAGGGAGAGGCGGCCGCUUCUUGGGACUAGGUGAAUACUAUAAAGUCCAGCUUAUUGUCAUGGUCGUGCGGUGCGCGUUUUGGGCCGUCCUUAGGGAUCCCUCGUCUAGCGGCCUUGAUGCCACGCUGCCGCCUGCUCUACAUCUCUUCAUGUUUUUUUUUACAGUUUUGUCUGUCAUCAUAUCGCGGCGCAUCGUCUGCUAUAACACUCGACCACUGGUCAAUUGGGCUGAAACUACUCCAAUGACAACCCCAGUUCGGAAAACGGAGGCAUCUCCUCGAUUGACCACUGACACGAAACAGCCCUUCUACACCCCCCAUGAAAUCUCUCAGCAGAUAACACCCCGCUUUCCUAUUGAAAGGCUGGCAACUCCGCAGAGCGCUCGGGAGGAGCGCGCCAUUCCGACGCCACCGCCCGAGGUCGACGACAUGGACUGGACUCCGUCUAUACAGCAUAGUUUCCAACCAGCCUCAACUGUUCAUCAACGCGACCAGCGACAGUCUCUCCUUUCCGGCCCUACUCCUUUUUACGGAUCUCUUCCUCCCGCUCCAGUGCCGCCAUCAUGGAGCUUGCGAAGCCAGUCCUCAAAGAGACCAAAACCAAUCGAACAGGUCGUUGAGCGCAAUCCUUUUCAUCGCAGCCCUGCUCAAUCGUCCGCUGAUUGGAGGCGCAAAACGGCCUCUCCAGAUGCUGUAUUCGCGCCUCCUAAAUUCUUUCCAGUGACCGAUCAUGCCUCCACAGGGCUGGAGAAUCUUUUUGAUCGAGCUUUUACCAUCAAAUCACCAGAUAAUGAUGAGCAUGAUUGGCAGAGACCACAGCAGGCACAUCUGGAUACUCAGCCAUCGCGCUCUGCAAACAUGCGGGGGGUCUUCAUAUCUCAGUGUGUUCGAUUUGGUCUUCUACUCGUGUCGAUUACUGCGUGGAGUCUCUCGCAGUACGAGCUUGUGACCGUCCCCGGCGACUAUAUUGAAGUUGCCUCUCUAGGAUGUGCUAGCCUACUCGCUGGCUUUGCUCUUCUGGAGGGGGUAAAGCAACCUAUCGUACAAUGGAAUGGCAUGGAACUUCUUGUCUAUGUUGCAGAGCUUGCCGCAGCAGUACAUCUCGGUGGAUAUCUCCCAGGAGCAUUCCUUGAACGACAUUACUUCGACAGAUACGGAAAGCUCCUUCUGAUCUUUAUGGCUGUCCAGGAGGCGCUAGGGCUAUUAGCUAUCUACCAAACCUCCCUUAUUCCCGAUGUGCUCUCACCGAAGAGAAGCCAAGCAGGUCGACCGUCAUCCUCGGGUGGAGAUACCAUUGCUGGCGAUUCGCCAAAUUCACGAAUCAGCAGACAAUCAAACAACCAAUCCUUCAACUCUCUUUCCUCCCACGCACCUCCGGCCCUCUCCUUCGGAUCCACCGCAGCUGGGUCAAGCUUCCUGACACAGGCGCACAAGCCAGAACUCUCGCCACAAUAUCAACUUCCUCUCUCCCCACAUGGCGGCUCAUUCAACGGCAACGCCAACCGACACAGCUUCAGCCUGAAUAGCCUCAAACACCAAGAAGCCGAUGCCUCGGAUCCUGACUUUGACCGCGACUCAGACACAGAAACUACGAUGACGACAGCCACCGCAACAACAAACAACACCAUUAGAAAUAUCCGCUACGGGCGAAACAGUACCGCUAACGAAGUUCUGUUCUCUCCGAGACGCUCGGAGCUCGGUCCUGGUCUUGGCAGUUUGAGUCUCGAUGACGGGCCGUCGCGCCGUAUGACGCGGAGCCAGUCUCAAAGACUUCAAAGCCAAACGGCUGCAGGCAUUCGUAGAAGGGGCUUCUGA
Molecule: messenger RNA, 2583 nt
Organism: Aspergillus nidulans FGSC A4
Lineage: Eukaryota; Fungi; Ascomycota; Eurotiomycetes; Eurotiales; Aspergillaceae
Exons: 4
Coding region: 1-2583 (860 amino acids)
Biological process (GO): nuclear inner membrane organization
Cellular component (GO): nuclear inner membrane
Source: RefSeq, a predicted model, not a curated record